Anarrhichthys ocellatus (wolf-eel) is the source of this 1965-nucleotide messenger RNA. It is a transcript of the gene coil, whose product is annotated as coilin p80. The record is from RefSeq and is a predicted model, not a curated record. Bases 43 to 1593 code for a protein of 516 amino acids. The transcript has 8 exons. Gene Ontology annotation, molecular function: U1 snRNA binding; U2 snRNA binding. Lineage: Eukaryota; Metazoa; Chordata; Actinopteri; Perciformes; Anarhichadidae. Gene Ontology annotation, cellular component: Cajal body. Gene Ontology annotation, biological process: spliceosomal snRNP assembly.
ACACGAGUGGCGGUGUUUUGGAGUGUGAGUUCGGCGUUAGGCAUGGCUGCCCACGGUAACAACUUCAUCCGCGUGCGCUUACACUUUGACUACCCGCCGCCGGCCGUCGUUGACUGCCGUAUGUGCUGGCUGCUCGUGGACCUGAACACGUGUCGCGUGGUGGCGGACCUGGAGAGCGUCAUCAGAGAUAAGUUUGAGUUUGGCCGCGGAAGCAUCCUCAGCCUCUUCGUGGAAGACUGCUACCUGCCGCACACGGAGAGCGUGUACGUGGUGCGGGACAACGACAGCGUCAGGGUGAAGGUGGGCUGUCUGGCCCAGGUGAACGGGCACAGCGGCGGUCCAGAUGCUUCCAGUGAAAACAGCAGAAAGAGAGAGAGACCCGCAGAGGAGGACGGGCCGGGAGAAAAUGUAGUGAUCAAAAAAAAGAGGAAAAAGAGAAGCGUGGAGAGUGUAGAGACGGUGGGGAGGGAUACCAGUCAGGCUUCAGCUGAUGAGAGGAAUAAGAAAACACAAGGAAAGAAGAAGAAGAAGAAAAGAAAGAAGGCAGAGGAAAAAGGCCCGACUGUCAUCCCCAAACCAGCUGCUUCAACCAAGAAAAGCCCAAUUAAAAUCCCCAAGAAGCCCCCAGUGGCACAGUCAAAACCACAGAAGGUCUCCUCUUCAGAUUCCAGUAGCGAGGAGGACAAAGCUCCCAAAAGGCCAGCUGCCCAAAAACCAGCACCCAAAACGCCCUCCUCCGCCCCCGCUGUCUCCAAGACGCCUCCGACCACCAAACCCACCCAGACAAAGUCCCGCCCUCCUUCAUCAUCCUCCUCUGAAACCUCCGACGACGAGGCCACCGUUGUAAAAAGCCCGCCAAAAACCACCUCCACAACCCCCAAAGGGAGUAAAAACUCCAAAUCUCAGCAGGCUAGUCCAGCCCUGCGGUCCGCAAACGGCGCUCAGAGACAAGCCGCGAGCGUAGCGGCGCCCCCUCGCGUUGACUCGGACAGCGAGGAGGAGAUCAAGCCGGGCCUCGGCGCGGGCCGCGGCCAGCCGGGCCUCGGCGCGGGCCGCGGUCAGCCGCCUUGGAUGGGCCGUGGCCGAGGACAGGGUGCGCGCGGAGAGGAAGGGGGACGGGGGCGCGGCAGUGGGGCUGUCAGAGGGCGCAGCGGCAGCAGCUUUGGGUUCAGCUACGACACAGCCGAAGAGCCGUCCUGCCGGACCGAUCAGCUGACCAACUUGUCCGUGGUCCUCCAGAACGGAGCAGAAGAUGCCCCCAAACCGGACUACAGCUCCAUGCCCCUGCUAGCCGCCCCUCCACAGGUGGGGCAGAAGAUUGCCUUCAAGUUACUGGAGCUAAGUGAGAACUAUACACCAGAGGUAUCCGAAUAUAAGGAGGGGAAGAUCGUGAGCCUUGACCUCACCACCAAACAGAUUGAGCUGGAACUACUGAACAGCUCUCCAGCUCCUGUAAAACCUGGCAAGUUCGACCUGGUCUAUGAGAACCCGGAUGGCUCGGUGAGAGUGGAGAGCGUGGAUUACGCAAUUUGCAGAGACUCUCGGGUGACAGAACGGUGGGACUCCCUGCUGGAACCAAGGCUGAUCGUUUAAAUGGAGCCAAGCAGUGAUUUUGUACAUCCCCUAACCUUAAGUUAAACUAGGGAGUCACUUCUGUACAUUACAUAUGACAGCAAAGGGAUGUGAUUAUGGUUGUUUAUGUCUCUCUUCUCUGUACUUCAAAAUAUAUCAUCACUUUACACAGAAGAGCUACUGCAGCUGAAAGUAUUGACAAAUGUAAUAAUUGUUGCAUUUUAAUAUGAAAUGCUGUAUGCUCUUAAAUAUGUAGAUUGAAUGUGUGAUCGCUUCCAGGACUGACGCAUAAUGGUUUUAUGUUUUGUAAAGUGAUGUGACUGUGAUAUCAGUCUUGUAUAAACUUUUUUUUUUUUUUUUUUUUUUUUUUAAAUAAAACACUUAAGGUGCAUA